Messenger RNA from Mauremys reevesii (Reeves's turtle), 818 nucleotides. RefSeq names its product protein wntless homolog. The coding region runs from base 103 to 378 and encodes 91 amino acids. Gene Ontology annotation, molecular function: Wnt-protein binding. The record is from RefSeq and is a predicted model, not a curated record. The transcript has 3 exons. NCBI's taxonomy places the organism in Eukaryota, Metazoa, Chordata, Testudines, Geoemydidae. Gene Ontology annotation, cellular component: endomembrane system; organelle membrane. Gene Ontology annotation, biological process: intracellular protein transport; Wnt protein secretion; Wnt signaling pathway.
UUGGCUGUCGCACCUAGAGGAUGUGUGCGAGUCUGUUUUUGUUGGUAGUUUUUUCAAUGCUGUCUGUAUACCCAGGAGCUGAAUAUCAGGUUCAAGUUCUUGAUGGUCAUCACUUUGAUCUGUGCUGCCAUGACUAUCAUCAUCUUCAUUGUCUGGCAGGUGGCUGAAGGGCACUGGAAAUGGGGGAACUUGUUCACAGGGUACAUGAAUGGUGCCUUCUUCACAGGCAUUUAUGGGAUGUGGAACCUUUACGUCUUCGCUCUUCUGUUCCUGUAUGCGCCUUCACAUGAGAAAUUUGGCGAAGAUCAGCAACUAACAGAUGAGAAGUGUGGAGAAACUUCAGUUCAGCUCAAACCACCAGGCUCGCCGGGCCAAUAGAAGUUUGUAACCUGCUCGCAAGGAGGCCUAGGAGUAACUGCUAUGCUAUCAUCUUUAAGACAAACCUGAACUGAAAUACAAGAUACCGGGCUACUCAACGAUUUCCAUGAGGAGCUACAUCUUAAACUGCUCACUUUAUAAUUUAUAAUUGGUCUUCUCUGAGCAGGGGUAUUGGAUAGGCCCUUGUGCAUCAUUCCACCCCUCAGUCCAUAGAAACACCUGCCAAAGAUACUACAGCUUAGGGUCCCCUCACAUACUCAGGGAUCUGGACACCAGCUGUUAGUACUUCAGAAUCCUGGGCUGAAUCAGCCAGCUUUUGGGGUGGGGGCCCUGCAGACUUUUCCAUGAUGGUGGACAAAUCCCAACCCCUAACCAUGGAAGGAUCUCUGAGGGCAGGGCCACCCAGAGGAUUCCGGGGGCCCGGGGUCUUCGGCGGGGGG